Orcinus orca (killer whale) is the source of this 1020-nucleotide messenger RNA. RefSeq lists its product as uncharacterized. Gene Ontology annotation, biological process: ubiquitin-dependent protein catabolic process. NCBI's taxonomy places the organism in Eukaryota, Metazoa, Chordata, Mammalia, Artiodactyla, Delphinidae. The transcript has a single exon. Gene Ontology annotation, molecular function: ubiquitin protein ligase activity. The record is from RefSeq and is a predicted model, not a curated record.
AUGAAGAUGGAGGAAGCAGUGGGAAAAGUUGAAGAACUCAUUGAGUCUGAAGUCCCACCAAAAACAUCUGAACAAGAGUCAGCUAAGGAGGAAGAUGGAUCUGUGGAACUGGAAUCUCAGUUUCUGAAAGAUGGUGUGGUGGAUUCUACAGUUCUUUCUUCAAUGCCCUGCUUGUUGAUGGAACUGAGAAGGGACUCUUUGGAGUCUCAGUUAGCAUCCAUGGAGGGUGACAAACCGACAACUGGCCGAGUUUAUGAGAGAGACUCCUCUAACCACUGCAUGCUUUCCACUUCCUCUACUGGUCACCUGGCCGAUUCAGAUACACUGUCUUCUGCAGAGGAGAAUGAACCCUCCCAGCCAGAGACAGCGGCAGAAGGAGAUCCUUCCGGAGUGUCUGGUGCCACAGUUGGGCGCAAGUCUCACCGGUCCUGAUCUGAAAGUGAAACAUCCACCACGGCUGCCAAGAAAACCCGGCAAUCCAGUGAUAAACAGAAUGGCCCAGUUGCCAAGGUUAAAGGUCAUCGGACCCAAAAGCACAAGGAGAGAAUCAGGCUACUGAGGCAGAAACGGGAGGCUGCUGCACGAAAGAAAUAUAACCUGUUGCAAGACAGUAGUACCAGUGAUGGUGACCUGACUUGUGACUCAAGCACAGGCUCAUCAGACGAUGCUGCAGAGGUUUCAGGGAUCACUGCAGAGAUACCAGGUCAUUUGGAUCCAAGAUUCCUAGCAAGUGACAGAACAUCUGCUGGCAAUGUACCACUCAAUGAAGAAAUUAAUAUUGCCUCUUCACAUAGUGAAGUGGAGAUGGUGAGAGUUCAGCAACAUACAAGGUGGGUUCAUCCUCAAGGAGGUGUGCCUCAGAGUGUCUCUUCAUGGAAGCAUGGCUCUGGCAUGCAGUAUGUUAGCACCCGGCAAACACAGUCAUGGACUGCUGUGACUCCCCAACAGACUUGGGCGUCACCUGCAGAAGUUGUUGACCUUACAUUGGAUGAGGAUAGCAGACGUAAAUACCUACUGUAA